Messenger RNA from Rhea pennata, 1537 nucleotides. Its product is annotated as urea transporter 2-like. The record is from RefSeq and is a predicted model, not a curated record. Gene Ontology annotation, molecular function: urea transmembrane transporter activity. Lineage: Eukaryota; Metazoa; Chordata; Aves; Rheiformes; Rheidae. Gene Ontology annotation, biological process: urea transmembrane transport. Bases 34 to 1095 code for a protein of 353 amino acids. The transcript has 7 exons. Gene Ontology annotation, cellular component: membrane.
GUGGACUGGAUCUUGCGAGGGACCUCUCAAGUGAUGUUUGUCAAUAACCCUCUCAGUGGGAUGAUGAUUUUAGUGGGGCUUUUCAUCCAGAAUCCCUGGUGGACGCUCACAGGCUGUACUGGUACGGCCGUUUCGACACUAACAGCCCUGACCCUCAGUCAGGACAGGUCAGCCAUUGCAGCAGGGCUGUACGGCUAUAACGGGCUCUUGGUGGGACUGCUCAUGGCCGUCUACUCCGACAAAGGAGAUUACUACUGGUGGCUUCUGCUUCCUGUGGGGGUUAUAUCCAUGGCCUGUCCAGUCCUGUCUAGCGCUUUGGCAUCAGUCUUCAGUAAAUGGGACCUUCCUGUUUUCACUCUGCCUUUCAAUAUUGCAGUUACUUUGUAUUUGGCAGCCACAGGACACUACAAUCCCUUCUUCCCUACAACCCUCAUCCAGCCUGUAACAUCAACACCCAACAUCACUUGGUCUGCAAUCAAUGUGCCCCUGCUUUUGCAAUCCAUUCCGGUCGGUGUCGGUCAAGUAUAUGGUUGUGGAAACCCCUGGACUGGAGGCAUCUUCCUCAUUGCUUUACUAAUCUCCUCCCCACUGAUUUGCUUACAUGCUGCAAUCGGAUCAACAGUGGGGAUGCUGGCAGCACUGACCAUUGCAACACCGUUUGACAGCAUCUACCUCGGCUUACACAACUAUAACUGUGCACUUGCUUGCAUUGCGAUUGGAGGAAUGUUCUAUGCCCUGACCUGGCAGGCUCAUCUGCUGGCCCUUGCCUGUGCAUUAUUUUGUGCCUACUCUGGAGCAGCUUUUACUAAUAUGCUAUCUGUGCUGGGAUUACCGCUCUGCACCUGGCCUUUUUGCUUCUCUGCACUUCUCUUUCUGCUGCUUACUUCAGAGAACCCAGCCAUGUACAAACUCCCACUCUGCAAAGUCACCUAUCCAGAGGCCAACCGGAUCUAUUACUUGAGGAUGAUGAUGAAAACAGCAUUGGAGAGCAGAAGAGAGGAGCAGAAAGGAAAGGAGUCGAAACCCUCUGGUGAUUCGAAAACCCAAAUUGGAGGCACCCCACUGCACACUCCAAAAGACAGCCAUGCUUACUGACUUCCAGUGCUCACGAGUCAGUAGUUUCAGCCACUUUUUCAGAUACUAGCAAAGCAGCAAUACUUCACAGUCACAAACACCACCUUCAGCAGCAUUCUGCAGGCUGGGGAUUCUGCGUAGCACGCUUUGGAGGAAACGCAGUUUGCCCUUGAGCUAAGCUUUCUAAAAAGCACUCAGGCAACACAGUAAUAGCUGUCUUAUCACUCCACACGCUGUUAACUUGAAAGCCAACUCUUAUCAACAAUAAUCAUAAGAAUAGGCAGAAGAACAUAAACACUGACAAGAGGCUGUAUUUAAUUUUAGAUGGGUAAUUUAACAAAAUAAAUACGCUGGAGGGACUUUGUAUGUAAUAAUAAUAAAUAACGUAAGAACUGCGUCAAGUGCUGCACUUUGAAUUAAGAACAUGUACACAUGAAAAUGGAAUAAACAGACUGAUCUCUUC